Molecule: messenger RNA, 1044 nt
Organism: Quercus robur (English oak)
Lineage: Eukaryota; Viridiplantae; Streptophyta; Magnoliopsida; Fagales; Fagaceae
Exons: 3
Coding region: 1-1044 (347 amino acids)
Source: RefSeq, a predicted model, not a curated record
AUGAGUGAACUGUCAUUGUUAGUCUGUGAAGGCGUGGGCUACAAUGAGGUCUUUCUAUCAGGGCGUCAUCAUGAGGAGGAUUCCCUUAGGUCCCCAGAAAGGGAGCCGUCCACCCAGUCCUUGAGUAGUGAGAAUGAAGAGGAUGAGGGGGAUGUGGAGGAUGAAUAUGUCAAGCGAGAAGGGGAUGGAAUGGAAGAGGAGGAUGAGGAGGAGUUUGAGGAAGAGGAUGAUGAGGAUGAGGGUGAGGAUGACGAUAGUGCUCUUGAAGGAGGAAGUCCAAGAAGCCCAUGGGAAGAAAUGGAGGCAAAGAGGCAAAAAGCUUUGGUAAGGGCGUCAGCCGCGACCCGUAAGCAAAAGGAAAAGGAGGGAGCCUCGACGUCGGCUCCCAAGGUCAUCACUAAAGGGUCAUCAAAGCUAAAGAAUGAAGGGAAGGAUAACCGUCCUCACAAGAAGGGAUCGAGCACUCCUGUUGGUGACAAGCAGCCAAAGCAGCCGUCGCCCCCUAAACCCAGCCAUGGAGUUGGCAGAAGGUUAAUGACAAGGAAAGGUCCCGUCGCUCAGGGAGUCGUUUGUCGUUUGCUUACACAUAAGGAGCAUGCCGUUGAGAUGGUUAAGUCAAUCAUUAAGAAGACGAAUCUAGAUCCAUGUGCUGAGCAAACGAUUGAAGACAUAGAGGCGUCGAGUCUCUUUGACCUCUCUAGGGAGCUGGCGGCUAAAACUAAGGCGCUUAUAGAAGAGACUGGUUGGCUCGAGGAAGCAGAGAAGGCGAAGACCAAUUUGGUAAUGGAAUUGGCCUCUCUUUGUGAACAAAUGGAGAGGGCGGAGGCCGACGCCAUGGUGGAGUUCAAGGCUUCCCAACCCUUCAUCGAUUCAUGUGCCAUCUACUACGGUGAUGGGUUUGAGGAUUGCCUAAAGCAAGUUGGGUUUGUCUACCAAGACCUUGACCUAUCCAAGGUUUCUCUUAAUGACCCUCUGUCGAGGACUCCUGUGGCUAACGACACCGUCAAUGAGGAAUCUAACGACUCUACUCAUAUAGAGGAGUAG